Hyphopichia burtonii NRRL Y-1933 is the source of this 1987-nucleotide messenger RNA. RefSeq names its product chromatin-silencing transcriptional regulator (gene TUP1). The transcript is spliced from 3 exons. The record is from RefSeq and is a predicted model, not a curated record. The coding region runs from base 1 to 1707 and encodes 568 amino acids. Gene Ontology annotation, molecular function: protein binding. Lineage: Eukaryota; Fungi; Ascomycota; Pichiomycetes; Serinales; Debaryomycetaceae.
AUGUCGGUGUAUACUUCCAAUUCUGCAGCCGUGGCUCAGCAACAACAACAGCAACAACAAGCUCAACAGCAACAGCAGCAAGCUGCUGCUGCUGCGCAAGUCCAACAACAACAGCAGGCUCAACAACAAAGACAUCAACAAAGAUUGAAUGAAUUAUUGGAAGCUGUUAAGCAAGAGUUUGAAUUUGCUUUAACUGAAGCAUCUAAUUUCAAACAAGUUAAAGAAGAUUAUGAUUUAAAGUAUAAUCAACAAACUGCAGAAAUGCAACAAAUAAGACAAACCGUUUAUGAAUUAGAAAUGGCUCAUAGAAAAAUCAAAGAAGCCUAUGAAGAAGAAAUUUUGAGAUUGAAGACUGAAUUAGAAAACAGAGAUAGGCAAGUUCAAGCUCAACAAGCUCAACAACAACAACAACAAGCCCAAGCCCAAGCCCAUGCCCAACAACAAGCAUCAGAAAUUAAUCAAGAUGAUUCUUCAAAAUUAAACCCUGAAACUUCAACUGCUUUAUCCGUUAUUGAUAGAUCUCAAUAUAUCGUGGAUCCUCAACAAAAAGCAGUUCAUAUUAAAGAUAUUCCUCCUUUCUUAACUGAUUUGGAUGUUUCUAAAGCAAAUCCUGAUUUCAAAAAACAAAAACCAGGUUAUUAUGUCUUGUAUAACCCGGCUUUUAAACGUGAUUUGGACGUUGAUUUAAUUCAUUCUUUAGAUCAUUCUUCCGUGGUUUGUUGUGUUAGAUUUUCCAAAAAUGGGGAAUUUAUUGCUACUGGUUGUAACAAAACUACUCAAGUUUUCAAUGUUAAAACUGGUGCUUUGAUUGCUAAAUUAAUUGAUGAUAAUUCUUCAAAUUCUCUUAAUAAUGAUGCUUCGACUGCUAAUUCAAAUGGUGAUUUAUACAUUAGAUCAGUUUGUUUCUCUCCUGAUGGUAAAUUAUUAGCUACUGGUGCUGAAGAUAAGUUAAUUAGAAUUUGGGAUUUAACCACUAAAAGAAUUAUUAAAAUUUUAAGAGGUCAUGAACAAGAUAUCUAUUCUUUAGAUUUUUUCCCCGAUGGUGAUCGUUUAGUUAGUGGUUCUGGUGAUAGAACCGUUAGAAUUUGGGAUUUGAGAUCUUCUCAAUGUUCUUUAACUUUAUCAAUUGAAGACGGUGUCACUACUGUUGCUGUUUCUCCUGAUGGUAAAUUAAUCGCUGCUGGUUCUUUAGAUAGAACUGUUAGAGUUUGGGAUUCAACUACUGGGUUCUUGGUUGAAAGAUUAGAUUCUGGUAAUGAAAAUGGUAAUGGUCAUGAAGAUUCUGUUUACUCAGUUGCUUUCUCAACUAAUGGUAAACAAAUUGCUUCAGGUUCUUUGGAUCGUACCGUUAAAUUAUGGAAUUUGGAAGCUAAACAAGAUAAUAAUCAAUCUGCUUCAAAUAAUUCUUCCUCAAAUAAUCAAUCAUUAAAUAAAAAAUCCUCUUGUGAAGUUACCUAUAUUGGUCAUAAAGAUUUUGUUCUUUCCGUUUGCUCAACUCCUCAUAAUGAAUAUAUCUUAUCCGGUUCCAAAGAUCGUGGUGUCAUCUUCUGGGAUCAAACUUCUGGUAAUCCUUUAUUAAUGUUACAAGGUCAUCGUAACUCCGUUAUCUCUGUUGCUGUUAGUUUCAAUUCUGAAGGUACCGAAGGUGUCUUUGCAACCGGUAGUGGGGAUUGCAAAGCUAGAUUAUGGAAAUGGACUAGGGCUUAAUCUUUUUCCAUUAUAUUUUUUCCAUUCCUUUCUACCCUUAAUUGUUGUUUUUGUUGUUUAAAUACUUUAAUCUUACUUGCUAUUCCGUUUUGUUGCCUUUGUUAAUUUAAAAUUUCUCAAAAAUUUAAAAGAUCUUGAAAAUCAUCAACUUAUCAAAGAAACUAUGUUUUUUCUUUAGUCUUUUAUUUCUCUUUUUGAAGUAAUAUUACUUCCUGUACUUUGUCUAUAAGUUGUUUUCUUCUUGUCUUUUUGAACCAUUUUUUUCUAAAAAAAAACUUUC